Molecule: messenger RNA, 1007 nt
Organism: Apaloderma vittatum (bar-tailed trogon)
Lineage: Eukaryota; Metazoa; Chordata; Aves; Trogoniformes; Trogonidae
Product: probable leucine--tRNA ligase, mitochondrial
Exons: 7
Biological process (GO): leucyl-tRNA aminoacylation; mitochondrial translation
Cellular component (GO): mitochondrion
Molecular function (GO): ATP binding; leucine-tRNA ligase activity
Source: RefSeq, a predicted model, not a curated record
GGAGCCUUUCCAUAAGCUCUUGGUUCAGGGUCUUAUCAAGAAUCGGACGUUCAGACUACCGACAACAGGCCAGUGUUUGAAGAGAGAGGAGGUUGAUCUCACUGGAACUGAACCAGUUCACCUAAAAACUGGUGAGAAGCUCCAAGUUACUUGGGAAAAAAUGAGCAAAUCUAAGCACAAUGGAAUAGACCCUAAAGAAUUAGUGAGAGAGUAUGGCAUUGACACUCUGCGUCUCUACCUUCUGUUUGCUGCUCCUCCAGAACAAGAUAUUUUGUGGGAUGCUAAAACUGACGCUAUGCCAGGCGUUCAGAGAUGGCAGACGCGCCUCUGGACACUUGUAACCAAACUUAUUGAAGCAAGGACUUCAGGAACCCUGCCUAAUCCUGAGCUUCUGAAUAAGAAAGAGAAGGCUGAAGCCAGGAAGAUCUGGGAGCAGAAGAAUCUGGUGAUUUCUGAGGUAACAGAGUACUUCACAAAGGAUCACUUGUUCAAUGCAGCUAUUUCCCGGCUGAUGAGCCUCACUAACGUGCUCCACCAAGCUUCUCGGCCUCUUAUUCUCCACAGCAGAGAAUUUGAAGAUGCUUUGGCUUCACUCUGCAUUAUGGUUGCACCUAUGGCUCCGCACAUUGCAUCGGAGAUGUGGAAAGGUCUGGCACAUGUGCCGAAUCAGCUUUGUACUCACCAUCACUGGGAGUCUGACGUGCUGCAUCAGUCCUGGCCCGGAGUAGACCCGGAGUACCUUCAGCCGUCAGAUGUUGUGGAGAUGUCCGUUCUGAUCAAUAACAAAGCUUGCGGCAAAGUUUCUGUGCCUCAGCGAGCAGCCCGCAAUUUUGAAGAGGUCCACGAGCUGGUUCUUCAAAGUGAACUUGGAGUCAAGCAUCUGCAGGGACGAACCAUCAAAAAGGCUUUUCUGUCUCCCAGAGCUGCCCUUAUCAACUUCCUGGUGCAAGAAUAGCAAAGGCUCGGCUGGGUUGGGAAAGUCUUUUUGAGACUAAACCAAUUUGAAU